CUACGAAACAUCCGGUUAUAAAAACAGGCACACGUACAAACCCAUAAAAAAAAAAAAGCAGAGGAAAUGGAGAAGAAGAGUAUAGUAAGAGCUGUGGCAAUAAUAACGAUAGCGGUGGCGAUGUCAAGUGGGCAGCAGAUCAGGACGCCAUGCACGGCGUCGAUGAUAACGACGUUCACUCCUUGCCUGAAUUUCGUUACGGGAAGCAGCGGAGGAGCCUCCACUCCCACGGCCGGAUGCUGCGAGUCCUUUAAGGCUCUGAUGGGCAGCGGAAUGGACUGCGCUUGUCUCAUCCUCACCGCCAAUGUCCCUAUCCCUCUCUUCCUCAACCGCACCCUCUCCCUCGGCCUCCCUCGUGCCUGUAACCUGCCUGGUCUCCCCCUUCAGUGUCAAGCCGCUGGAACUCCUCUGCCUGCCCCAGGUCCAGUUCCGUUGUUGCUCUCUCCACCACCUCCCGCUCCGUCUUCUCUCGGUCCAGGAGGAUCCAAGGCAACGGCGACAACACCAGCUCCAGCGCCGACCCUAGCAUUGACACCGGAGGUUCCGGCAGACGGGGCACUUGGUCCGACGGCUAACCCGGGUAUCCGGCCGGUGGUUCAGCCGUCAAUGCCCAGCACGGCUAAUUUCACUUCUCCUCCACUUGCCUCUCUUUUGUUAAUUAUUGCCAUAUUUUCUAUUUUCAAAUUUUACUGAUCUCUUCCUUACGUGUAUAACCAUCGACUCCGGUUUGAUAUUCGAAAAAAUCGACUCUCUUGGCU
Messenger RNA from Tarenaya hassleriana, 758 nucleotides. RefSeq names its product non-specific lipid transfer protein GPI-anchored 2. The record is from RefSeq and is a predicted model, not a curated record. NCBI's taxonomy places the organism in Eukaryota, Viridiplantae, Streptophyta, Magnoliopsida, Brassicales, Cleomaceae. The transcript is spliced from 4 exons. The coding region runs from base 67 to 693 and encodes 208 amino acids.